Hypoxylon fragiforme is the source of this 449-nucleotide messenger RNA. RefSeq lists its product as uncharacterized. The transcript is spliced from 2 exons. Lineage: Eukaryota; Fungi; Ascomycota; Sordariomycetes; Xylariales; Hypoxylaceae. The coding region runs from base 56 to 304 and encodes 82 amino acids. The record is from RefSeq and is a predicted model, not a curated record.
AGUUACAUCUGAAACUAACUCGCUAUGAAGCCACCAAAAGCAAGCUUUAACGUUCAUGAUACAAAAGGAGAGAGGACUGACAUUUGAAUCAAAAAAUAUGGAGAUGUGGGAGCUUAUCCACGAUGGUCGCAGAUAUAUGUUCAAUAACAGGAUAUCAAACGUUACACAAAUCAACCAGCCCUCGCAGUUCUAUGGCGGCAUAAUUGCUGAUCCAAUGGGACUGGGAAAAGCCCUAGCGAUGGUUGCAGACCCUAAGUUUUCUAUCAUUCGAGACACAGACACAGCGACUAGGUUACAUUCGUAACUCUGAUUAUUAUACCACCGCCGCGUUAGUAAUAGUACUCUAUUUAUCACUUGUUACAUUAAUACCAUGAAGCUAACUGAUCUCUACGCCAGUUAACUCAGUGAGUGUAUCAACGUCCUAUAAGUCAGCAUGCCAGGUCACUAAC